AUGCCCACUAUCUCGGUCGACAAGGCCGCUCUCUUCAAGGAGCUGGGUCGGGAGGAUGUAGUGGAUCUGACAAGUAUUGCGCGCAACUACAGAUAUACUACUGAGGAAUUCGACGAGCUCUGCUUCGAAUUUGACCAGGACCGUCCCAUCGUUGACGGCGUGCAAGAGCCCCCGCAGCUCAAGAUCGAGAUCCCCGCCAACCGAUAUGACUUGCUGUGUAUCGAGGGUAUCCAGCUGAUGCUCAACAUUUUCCUCGGCCGGAAACCAUUGCCCGAGUAUACAUUGUCUCAGCCAGCUCAGCUGCAAGAGAUUAUUGUCAAGGAAGACACCACAAAGAUCCGUCCCUACGUGUCCGGUGCUAUCCUGCGCGGAGUCAAGUUCGACCAGGCUCGCUAUGAAUCCUUCAUUGCCCUUCAAGACAAGCUUCACCAGAACCUGGCCCGUCAAAGAACCCUCGUUUCCAUCGGGACCCUUCACCUACGAUGCCCUUCCCCCAAGGACAUCAAGUUUGUUCCGCUGAACCAGACUCAGGAGCUGGACGGUGAACAAUUGAUGACUUACUACGAGAAGCACCAGCAAUUGGGCAAGUACCUGCACAUUAUCCGCGACUCCUCCGUGUACCCGGUCAUCUACGACUCCAACAAGACUAUCUGCUCUCUGCCUCCGAUUAUCAACGGCGAUCACUCCAAGAUCUCCAUGAACACCACCAACAUCUUCAUUGAGAUUACUGCCCUUGACCGGACAAAGCUUGAGAUAGUGAACCGCAUGAUGGUCACAAUGUUCUCCCAAUAUACUUCGGAACCCUUCACUAUCGAGCCCGUCAAGAUCGUCUCGGAGCACAACGGGGAGACUCGCAUCACUCCUGACAUCGCCCCUCGUGUUUCACAAGCGGAAGUGUCUUACAUCAACCAAUGCUGCGGCUUGAACCUCACCCCCGCUGAGAUCAGCAACCUGCUGAAGAAGAUGUCUUUCCGCGCCAAGCCUUCAACCACUAACCCCGACCUCAUUGAUGUCGAGAUCCCUCCUACUCGUGCCGAUGUCCUCCACCAGUGCGACAUCAUGGAGGAUGUUGCCAUUGCCUAUGGUUUCAACAAGCUCCCGCGUUCUUUUCCCAGCAAGUCCGGAACCAUCGCCCAGCCUCUCGCCAUCAACAAGCUGUCCGAUAUCAUCCGCAUUGAGGCCGCCAUGGCUGGCUGGUCCGAGGUUCUGCCGCUGAUUCUAUGCUCUCACGACGAGAACUUCGGCUGGUUAAACCGCAAGGAUGACGGUAACACCGCCGUCAAGCUCGCCAACCCCAAGACCACCGAGUUUCAGGUCGUCCGCACAAGCCUUCUGCCCGGUCUGCUGAAGACCAUCCGUGAGAACAAGAAGCACAGUAUGCCCAUGAAGAUUUUCGAGGUCAGCGAUGUCGCUUUCAAGGAUCUGUCUCUGGAACGUAAGAGUCGCAACGAGCGACACUUUGCUGCCGCCUGGUACGGCCGCAACAGUGGUUUCGAGGUUGUUCACGGUCUGAUGGAUCGCGUUAUGGCCAUGCUUAAGAGCGCUUUCAUUACUGGCGAGGAGUGCCUCAACAACCCCGCCAUGAAUGAUUCGCAGUACUUCAUUAAGGAGCUGGAUGACCCAACUUACCUGCCUGGCCACGCUGCUUCCAUUCACGUUCGCAUGGGCGACAAGGAGCACGUUGUUGGUGCCUUCGGUAUCCUGCACCCCACCGUGCUGGAGAAGUACGAGCUGAAGAACCCCGUCAGCACUCUCGAGAUCAACAUCGAGCCCUUCCUGUAA
This is a messenger RNA of Penicillium argentinense, 1782 nucleotides long. RefSeq names its product phenylalanine--tRNA ligase subunit beta. The record is from RefSeq and is a predicted model, not a curated record. The coding region runs from base 1 to 1782 and encodes 593 amino acids. The transcript is spliced from 8 exons. Gene Ontology annotation, molecular function: RNA binding; magnesium ion binding; ATP binding. NCBI's taxonomy places the organism in Eukaryota, Fungi, Ascomycota, Eurotiomycetes, Eurotiales, Aspergillaceae. Gene Ontology annotation, cellular component: phenylalanine-tRNA ligase complex; cytoplasm. Gene Ontology annotation, biological process: phenylalanyl-tRNA aminoacylation.